GAAGUAGUCCAGAAGAUAUCGUGCAAUGGAAGAAGUGACUGGGCUGAAGUUGCUUCGCAUAAUCGUCCCGACAUACUCCCAUAGGGGCAAGAGUGCGCUUCUCGAGUGCAGAUACGACCUAGAAGCGGACAAGCUUUACUCCAUCACGUGGUACAAGGAUCACGAGGAAUUCUACAGAUACGUGCCUAGAGGGGAACCUAUGAAGCACAGCUAUCGCGUGGAGGGCGUUAAAGUUGACCACCGGCAGUCCAAUCACCAGCAGGUACUGCUGCAGGACGUCAGCCUGCACAGCAGCGGACAGUACAAGUGCGAGGUGAGCGCGGAGGCACCAAGCUUCAACUCGGUCAGCGCAGAAGCCAGCAUGGAAGUCGUAGUUCUGCCGCAAGACGGGCCGUCGAUAACCGGCGAGGAGAAGGUCUACGCGACCGGCGACGUCCUUGGGCUGAACUGCACCAGCGGCAAGUCUCAUCCAGCCGCGAUCCUCAAAUGGUUCAUCAAUGGGGAGCAGGUGAAACCAGACACGGAAAUGGUGUUCGAGCAGCACGGACUCUACUCGGUGAUAUCCAGUUUACGACUGCAAUUGGAACCGGAUCACAUCGCCGGCGACAAAAUAAACGUCAGAUGCGAGGCGAGAGUGGAAUUGGAUUCCAACCCGGACGAGCCACUCCUCCAGACGCGCACGACGGAAGUUUUCGUGGAAGGACACGCCAGCUUCGCGACGCCUUCCGUCUGCCUGACACUGGCCAGCGCGCUGCUUCUCAGACUACUGCCCGCGGUCUAGGAACAAAUAAUACCACGUAACGAAGCCCACUCGUCGCGUGUGAAUCGCGCUCGCGGCUGGCCGCGCGUCGCGUUCACCACACCGACGCUACUGCCGCACGGCUGGACUCUCCUCCAUCGAGCGAAGCAGAUCGAAGACAAAACAGGACUCGCCGUCGACGAAGGAAGAUUUAGCAAGAGAGAAAACUCCCAGAGAGAGAGAGGGGGGGGAGAGAGAGAGAGAAAGAGAAAGAGAAAGAGAGUACCAGAGGAGGAUGGUGGUUCAAUGAGUCGGAAACAGAUUGCCAAAUAGAGUUUCGAGACAGGUGAAACUGGACGAAAUAUUCCGUGUUAUCGGCGAUGGCGAGUGCUGUCGCUCGGCUACUUGGCAGAAUGGUUGAUCGAUCGGUACCACCGGGGUCGCCGUGAGUCAAUCGCUGGGGCAAUCGCGCGCGCGGAUUAUCGCGCUGCGUUUUACGACGCGCGCGACUCGCGAAACACGAUUUACGAGCCUGUAAGCGGAUUAAUUUGCACGAAUCGACAUCGUGCACGGGCUAGCGUGAAUAUAUUGUACAGUCGGCAGUCUCGUUUUAGAAAGAACGGGCAAGGCGAUGAUGGGGAGCCUCUUCACCGCGGCGAUUCCGCUGGUGAUCGACGAGCGAUGCGACGAGCGAGAGGCCGAGAACCACGCGUCUCCUCCUCCUCCUCCUUUUAUUCCUCUCCACCACGCGCAUUAUCCGUGUUUCUCUCGCAUGACGCGCACUCGCGUAGCACGCAAACGAUACCUACGUGUAACCCGUAAUACGGCUUCGAAGCUUCUAAACUCCCGUUGUACGUCCGAAAAGAAAAGGCGGCCGAGUCGGCUCGCUCGCGGCGCUCGCGACUCUCUCGCUCGUCGCGAAAAGUUACGCGAGAAACGCGUAAUUAAGGGGAGACCAACAUUCCGACCAACUUCCCUUCGCGUCCACCAUCGUGUCCUCUCUCUCUCUCUCUCUCUCUUUCUCUUUCUCUUUCUUUCUCUCUUUCUCUUUCUCUCUCUCUUUCUCUCUCUCUCUCUCUCUCUCUCUGUAUACUUUGUACAUAGCUGCGACGCCUGCACGCGCGUACACCACCUGCCCGUGUUAUCUACAGAAAAAAAUAAAAAAUAAAAAAAAGCAAAAAAAAAAAAAAAGAAAAACACUAGAGGUACCUCGACGAGAUAAAUUACGAUAGAUGAUGGGAAAAAAAAAAAGAAA
This is a messenger RNA of Frieseomelitta varia, 1994 nucleotides long. RefSeq names its product junctional adhesion molecule 2A-like. The record is from RefSeq and is a predicted model, not a curated record. Lineage: Eukaryota; Metazoa; Arthropoda; Insecta; Hymenoptera; Apidae. The coding region runs from base 26 to 781 and encodes 251 amino acids. The transcript has 8 exons.